CUCAGUCUGCAGCCGGACCCGGGACGCAACACAACAAGGUAAUAGCAGACAUGGCCCGGCGCGUGGCCCUGCUCGGCGCCGUGUGGGCGCUGAGCCUGGCGCUCGCAGCCACCCCGGCGCAGGCCAAAGGGACGUACACCAUCGUGGCCCCGCGCACGCUGCGCCCGGACUCGGGCUUCCACGUGGCGGUGACGACGCAGGGCGCGUCGCAGCCCACGAGCGUCACGCUCGAGGUAUCGGGCCGCCAGGACUCGGGUGGCAACCAGCGCGUCGUGCAGACCAUCCUGGUGGAGCCGUUCGCCACGCGCACGGCGCGCCUCGACAUCCCGGACCUGGGGCCGGGCGAGUACCGGCUCUCGGCGCGCGGCCAGGGCGGCGUCGACUUCGACAACAGCACCGCGCUCGACUACGUGCACAAGAGCUACUCGGUGUGGGUGCAGACCGACAGGGCCGUGUACAAGCCCGGCCACCUCGUGCAGUUCCGCGUGCUCGCCCUCAACCCGCUGCUCAAGCCCAGCGUGGCGCAGCCGCUCGACAUCUACAUCGCCGACGGCAAAGGACACCGCGUCAAGGAGUGGCGACGCGUGCCGCUCACCCGGGGCGUCUUCUCCGGGGAGCUGCUGCUCUCCGAGUCGCCCGUCCUGGGCGACUGGAACAUCACCGCCUCCAUCCGGGACCAGUCGUUCGUCCAGAACUUCCAGGUGGCCGAGUACGUGCUGCCCAACUUCGAGGUGACGGCCGACAUCCCCAAGUUCACGACCUACAAGGACGGCAAGAUCUCGGCCACGGUCCGGGCAAGGUACCCCUACGGGAAGCCCGUGCGCGGUGAGGCCACCGUCACGGCCUACCCGACGUACGUCUCUGACGUGCUGCAGCCCGUGUUCGAGGCCCCGGUGCGCAAAGUGGUGCCCAUCGACGGCAAGGUGCUCGUCGAGUUCGACGUCCAGAAGGAGCUCAAGUAAGUCCCCGUUC
Messenger RNA from Frankliniella occidentalis (western flower thrips), 972 nucleotides. RefSeq names its product CD109 antigen-like. Gene Ontology annotation, molecular function: endopeptidase inhibitor activity. The transcript is spliced from 4 exons. Lineage: Eukaryota; Metazoa; Arthropoda; Insecta; Thysanoptera; Thripidae. The record is from RefSeq and is a predicted model, not a curated record. Bases 51 to 962 code for a protein of 303 amino acids.